Messenger RNA from Beauveria bassiana ARSEF 2860, 888 nucleotides. Its product is annotated as metalloprotease-like protein. NCBI's taxonomy places the organism in Eukaryota, Fungi, Ascomycota, Sordariomycetes, Hypocreales, Cordycipitaceae. Gene Ontology annotation, molecular function: metallopeptidase activity. The record is from RefSeq and is a predicted model, not a curated record. The coding region runs from base 1 to 888 and encodes 295 amino acids. The transcript has 4 exons.
AUGCCUUCCAUCUCCAAGAUUGCCGCCACGACUCUGGCCGUGACGUCGGCCCUACUCGUUGGCGCCCCGGGGGUCUCGGCCGCCGCCGUCCGUGCUGUCGAGCAGGAGCAGGUCAAUUUCUGUGAUUGGGACGCAGAAAAUGAGCUGGCCACCAAGCUGGCAAGAGAUGUCAACCAGGAUGUGCUUGACUUUAUAUUCAACGGUGGUCCGCCGGUGCCGAUUGAGCCGGCGCCGCCUGCGCAGUCAGCUGCGGCCGACGAUGGCCGCAUGCUAGAGGUUGGCGUCUACAUGCAUGUCGUGGACAAUCCCGAAGACAAGAACCUCACCAAGUUUCUUCUUGAUCGCUCUGACUUUGACCGGCAAAUCGGCGUCUUGAACGAGAAAUAUGCCCCGGUCAACAUCUCCUUCCACUUCCUCGACGCCGACUGGAAGCGGCACGAGUUCAAGGACAACGAGCCGAGCCCGUUGCGCCACCCGAUCACGAAGGAACUGCAGCAUGGCGACACCAAGACCCUGAACCUCUUCUGGAAAAAGGGCAACACGAACUGGGGCGGCUCAACGCUGACUUUCAACAAGAAUGGUGCCAGGACGGACGCUAUGUACGUUAACGCCGACACGGUGCUUGGCGGCUCCCAUCCCGUCUGGAACCUGGGCAUCACGGUCGUUCACGAGGUCGGACACUGGUUCGGUCUCGGCCACACCUCAAUGAUUCGACCUGGCGACUGCGAGUGGAAUUGGCAGAACAAGCCUGGCAUGAGCAACGAAACCUGUGGCUCUCAAUGCGACCACAACUACAUGAGUUACGGUGUCGAUGAAUGUCUGAGUGAGUUUACCCCUGCGCAGAUCUCGAGCAUGCGCAAAUACGCGAUCGAACAGCGUGGACUUUAG